AGGACUUUGUGGUGCACAAUUAUUAUAGUUAAUUACCAUUUAUCUUUAAUUUCAUGACCCUCGUGAUUUCUCUCUAAUGUCCGCAAUUUCAGUUCACCUGUCACCAUUUAAAGAAAGAACAUAAUUCAAUCUACACAAAUAUUACCAUCCAAUUAUAAAAAAUCCUUCCCAGCGUAUCUGGAAGCCAGGAUUUGCUUCUGGUGCCAAUCAAUGGCAAUUGUCAGUCUUAUUUCACCACGAGCUUUGCCCAUUAAUCCCACAUCCAGAAACCACUUAGAUGCUCAGAGACCUCCAACACAGUUUCUCCAAACCAACUUGCAUUGCCAAAAUACCAUUCAUGCACGGAACUCCAUGUUUCCUUCUAUUGGGUUGGCCAGAGCAGUUUCUGAUGAUGGCAUUCCUGCAACUUCUAGUGGUGGUACUGCUCUGCAAGAGCAGAACAAGAAGCCCAGUGUAGUGGGUUGUAAGGCCUGUGGAAGGGAGGAGAUGGAAAAGGGCUGCAAUGGAGAAGGCAGGAUUCAAGGUGGAAUUGGAACUAUUCCUGGUUUUACAUGGUGGCCUAUCAAGGCCUAUAGACCUUGCCCUGGUUUUUUGGCCUCAGGUGGGAGGUAUAAGAGGCAGGGGCAGACUAUGGAUGAGGUUGCCUUUGGGAAAACGGGAACUGGUGAUGAUACUUAAACGCCUAUCAUGAUAUAUUAUGCGCGGCGCAGUAGGGUUUACGGCAGGCAGCACGAAAAGACUCGUAGAAUUUUUCUUGAUUUAAAAAACAAAAACAUUUUUUUUUUUAAAUGUCUUAAUUUUUUCAAGUUAAUUUUACAUAUCUAUAUAUGUUUAUUGAAAAAUGGCAAAAAGUAACAAUAGAAAGACAGUGAGAAACUGUCAAUUGAAACAACAAGAACAAAAUCAGUAUAGAAGCAAUCGUCAUGAAAAGAUAACUGUAUGCCGUGUCAUGGCAACCUUCUUUGUAUUGAGCAAAAGUCUGACCUGAAGUUUGAUUUGUUGAAUUUGGAAAUCAGUUC
Molecule: messenger RNA, 1019 nt
Organism: Cryptomeria japonica (Japanese cedar)
Lineage: Eukaryota; Viridiplantae; Streptophyta; Pinopsida; Cupressales; Cupressaceae
Exons: 2
Coding region: 211-678 (155 amino acids)
Cellular component (GO): chloroplast
Source: RefSeq, a predicted model, not a curated record